This is a messenger RNA of Haemorhous mexicanus (house finch), 1626 nucleotides long. RefSeq names its product BAF chromatin remodeling complex subunit BCL7B (gene BCL7B). The transcript has 6 exons. Lineage: Eukaryota; Metazoa; Chordata; Aves; Passeriformes; Fringillidae. The record is from RefSeq and is a predicted model, not a curated record. Bases 68 to 691 code for a protein of 207 amino acids.
GGCGCGUGCGCGGCGCCGGGUGUGCCGGCGGGUGCGGCGGGGCCGGUGCUGCGGGGUUGCGCGCGCCAUGUCGGGGCGCUCGGUGCGGGCCGAGACCCGCAGCCGCGCCAAGGAUGACAUCAAGAAGGUGAUGGCAGCCAUCGAGCGCGUCCGCAGAUGGGAGAAGAAGUGGGUGACGGUGGGCGACACGUCCCUGCGGAUAUUCAAGUGGGUGCCAGUGGCGGACAGUAAGGAGAAAGAGAAAUCCAAAUCGAGUAGCAGCACGGCCCGAGAACCCAAUGGCUUCCCAGCUGACACCUCUGCCAACUCCUCCCUCCUUCUGGAGUUCCAAGGUGCUGUUUCUGCAGAUGAGAACAGCAACCAGAGCUCCCUGUCUGAUGUAUACCAGCUCAAGGUGGACAGCAGUCCCAACUCCAGCCCUAGUCCUCAGCAGAGUGAGUCCAUGAGUCCUGCCCACACAUCUGACUUCCGCACAGACGAUUCACAGCCUCCUACCCUGGGGCAGGAGACCCUGGAAGAGCCCUCCCUGCCUUCCUCAGAAGUGGCAGAUGAGCCUCCCACUCUCACAAAGGAAGAGCCAGUCCCCCUUGAGACUCAGGUAACUGAAGAGGAUGAGGACUCUGGUGCGCCACCUCUGAAGAGAUUUUGUGCUGACCAGAACUCUGUGUGCCACACAGCCUCGGAGAGCUAACCUGCCUGGCCUGGCACUUUCGCCAACCCCUUGCAGAGCUGCCUGGCCCCCCCCAGGACCAGCGCUUCCCUCCAGCCUGCCCCUUCCCCAGUGUCGGGGCUCCCACCACUCGCAUCAAGUGCGCCCUGCCCUGUCCUGUCCUGCCCUGCCCUGCCCGAUGGAUGGGGCUGCUGCCAGUACCUGCAAAUUUGCCUCUAUUUAUUGGCUCCCUCUCUCCCUGCUCCCUGCCCUAGAGCUGGGGCUCUUCGCUGGGUGGGCUGCAUGUUUGGGAAGGUUCUCCAUGGGGCUCCCUGCUCUCUAUGGUCCCCAGGACACUAGCAGAUGCUGUUUGCCUGCUUGUGGCUCCCCUGCCUGCCCUUCCCCUAGGUGCUGGGUACAGGAGAGCCACCUUCCACCUGCUCCAGGUGGUGUGUUCACUCGGUUGUGGGAGCGGGUGGUGGUGGGUGUGGGGGGCAGUGAGGGGGUGGCUGGCAGGGACCCACUGGGACGCUGUGCAAUAAGCUGCUAGUUUAAGCCAUUCAUGCUGGGAGAGAGGGGAGCGUUUUCCCCUCCCAGGGGGCAGGUACUGUCAGGCCUCGGCUCUGCCUCGGGGCACAACUCCAGCCGAGUGGAAUUUGCAGUCCCCCGGGAGCCGGUGGAGCACGGGGAGCCGCUGACCUGUGCUGGAGGGCCUUGCCCCGGUCUAGGUACCCGCUAUCCCCUAGGUGGGAAAGGAUAGCAGGGUGCUAGAGCUCCCGGGAAGCGCUCCCGCUUUGGGACUUCUGCCGCCCCCCGAUACCCGCUGCCCGCCCAGCCCCACUCCCCCCGCUGCCACUGCAUGUCCCGCCGAGUCCGUAAUCGAGCCUGGUGAAGCUGGAGGCGCGGCCGCGCGUGGAAGUGGAAAGUUAUUUUAGCACUGAAUAGAAUAUUUUUAAAAUUAAACUGUUUGAAAUACG